Hipposideros armiger (great roundleaf bat) is the source of this 7301-nucleotide messenger RNA. RefSeq names its product DIP2 acetate--CoA ligase C (putative) (gene DIP2C). The coding region runs from base 233 to 4582 and encodes 1449 amino acids. Lineage: Eukaryota; Metazoa; Chordata; Mammalia; Chiroptera; Hipposideridae. The record is from RefSeq and is a predicted model, not a curated record. The transcript is spliced from 36 exons.
CAUCACACAGAAAGGAUACGAAAAGAAGAGGUCAAAAUUAAUUGGAGCCUAUCUGCCCCAGCCUCCAAGGGUGGACCAAGCGUUGCCACCGGAGCGCCGGGCUCCCGUUACUCCGUCCUCCGCAUCUCGCUACCACCGCCGAAGGUCCUCAGGGUCACGAGAUGAACGCUACCGGUCAGACGUCCACACAGAAGCUGUGCAGGCAGCGCUUGCGAAACACAAAGAAAGGAAGAUGGCAGUGCCUAUGCCUUCCAAACGCAGGUCCUUGGUGGUACAGACCUCGAUGGAUGCCUACACGCCUCCAGAUACCUCCUCUGGCUCGGACGACGAGGGCUCAGUGCAGGGAGACUCGCAGGGGACGCCCACCUCCAGCCAGGGCAGCAUCAACAUGGAGCACUGGAUUAGCCAAGCCAUCCACGGCUCCACCACGUCUACCACAUCAUCCUCGUCCACCCAGAGCGGGGGCAGCGGCACUGCCCACCGGCUGGCGGAUGUCAUGGCCCAGACGCACAUAGAAAACCACUCUGCACCUCCUGACGUGACCACAUACACCUCGGAGCACGCGAUACAAGUAGAGAGGCCCCAAGGCUCAGCCACGUCGCGGAUAGCACCAAAGUAUGGCAACGCCGAGCUCAUGGAGACUGGCGAUGGAGUGCCAGUAAGUAGCCGGGUAUCAGCAAAAAUUCAGCAGCUUGUCAACACCCUCAAACGACCGAAACGACCGCCUUUACGGGAAUUCUUCGUUGACGACUUUGAAGAGUUGUUAGAAGUUCAACAACCAGAUCCGAACCAGCCAAAGCCAGAAGGAGCACAAAUGUUGGCCAUGCGUGGAGAACAGCUUGGUGUGGUUACGAAUUGGCCCCCAUCUUUAGAGGCCGCGUUACAGCGAUGGGGGACUAUCUCGCCAAAGGCCCCGUGCUUGACCACGAUGGACACGAAUGGGAAGCCCCUGUACAUCCUCACUUAUGGCAAACUGUGGACAAGAAGCAUGAAGGUGGCUUACAACAUCCUGCAUAAAUUAGGUACGAAGCAAGAGCCGAUGGUGCGGCCUGGAGACAGGGUGGCACUGGUGUUCCCCAACAAUGACCCUGCUGCGUCCAUGGUGGCCUUCUACGGCUGCCUGUUGGCCGAGGUCGUCCCCGUGCCCAUCGAGGUCCCACUCACGAGAAAGGACGCAGGAAGCCAGCAGAUCGGGUUCCUGCUUGGCAGCUGUGGCGUUACAGUCGCCUUGACGAGUGAUGCCUGCCACAAAGGACUGCCGAAGAGCCCGACAGGAGAGAUCCCACAGUUCAAAGGUUGGCCAAAGCUAUUGUGGUUUGUCACAGAGUCCAAACAUCUCUCCAAACCUCCUCGAGACUGGUUCCCACACAUUAAAGAUGCGAAUAACGACACUGCAUACAUCGAGUAUAAGACGUGCAAGGAUGGAAGUGUCCUUGGGGUGACCGUGACAAGGAUCGCACUGCUGACCCACUGCCAGGCCCUCACGCAGGCGUGUGGCUACACAGAAGCCGAAACAAUUGUGAACGUGUUGGAUUUCAAGAAAGACGUCGGGCUCUGGCACGGGAUCCUAACAAGCGUCAUGAACAUGAUGCACGUGAUCAGCAUCCCGUACUCGCUGAUGAAGGUGAACCCGCUGUCCUGGAUCCAGAAAGUCUGCCAGUACAAAGCAAAAGUGGCCUGUGUCAAGUCCAGGGACAUGCACUGGGCGUUGGUGGCACACAGGGACCAAAGAGACAUCAACCUGUCCUCUCUGCGGAUGCUGAUCGUGGCUGAUGGUGCAAACCCCUGGUCUAUCUCUUCCUGUGAUGCAUUUCUCAAUGUGUUCCAAAGUAAAGGCCUGCGCCAGGAGGUCAUCUGUCCCUGUGCCAGCUCGCCAGAGGCGCUCACGGUGGCCAUCCGGAGGCCCACAGAUGACAGCAACCAGCCCCCAGGCCGCGGCGUCCUAUCCAUGCACGGGCUUACCUACGGGGUCAUCCGUGUGGACUCAGAGGAAAAGCUGUCUGUGCUGACUGUGCAGGAUGUCGGCCUCGUGAUGCCUGGAGCCAUCACAUGCUCCGUGAAGCCAGAUGGGGUCCCGCAGCUGUGCAGAACGGAUGAGAUCGGGGAGCUGUGUGUGUGUGCGGUGGCCACGGGGACGUCCUAUUACGGCCUGUCCGGCAUGACCAAGAACACCUUCGAGGUGUUUCCUGUGGCGAGCUCGGGAGCUCCGGUCAGCGAGUACCCCUUCGUGAGGACAGGCCUGCUGGGCUUCGUCGGCCCUGGGGGGCUCGUCUUCGUGGUAGGCAAGAUGGAUGGGCUCAUGGUGGUCAGCGGGCGCAGGCACAACGCAGAUGACAUCGUGGCCACCGCCCUGGCGGUGGAGCCCAUGAAGUUCGUCUACCGGGGGAGGAUAGCUGUGUUCUCAGUGACCGUCCUGCACGAUGAGAGGAUCGUGAUUGUGGCUGAGCAGCGACCAGACUCCACAGAGGAGGACAGCUUCCAGUGGAUGAGCAGGGUCCUCCAGGCUAUUGACAGCAUUCACCAGGUUGGGGUGUAUUGCUUGGCCUUGGUCCCAGCCAACACCCUCCCCAAGACCCCGCUUGGUGGCAUCCAUCUGUCAGAAACAAAGCAGCUUUUCCUGGAGGGCUCGCUUCACCCCUGCAAUGUCCUGAUGUGCCCCCACACUUGUGUCACAAACCUGCCUAAACCUCGACAAAAGCAGCCAGAAAUUGGCCCCGCCUCUGUGAUGGUGGGGAACCUGGUGUCUGGGAAGAGGAUUGCGCAGGCCAGUGGCAGAGACCUGGGGCAGAUAGAGGACAAUGACCAGGCCCGGAAGUUCCUGUUCCUGUCUGAGGUCCUGCAAUGGAGGGCGCAGACCACCCCGGACCACGUGCUCUACACACUGCUCAACUGCAGGGGGACAAUAGCGAACUCGCUGACGUGUGUGCAGCUGCACAAACGAGCGGAGAAGAUAGCUGUCAUGCUGAUGGAGAGGGGGCGCCUGCAAGAUGGGGACCACGUUGCUCUCGUCUACCCACCAGGAAUAGACCUCAUCACAGCCUUUUACGGCUGCCUGUAUGCGGGCUGUGUGCCAAUCACCGUGCGCCCCCCGCACCCCCAGAACAUCGCCACCACGCUGCCCACUGUGAAGAUGAUCGUGGAGGUGAGCCGUUCUGCCUGCUUGAUGACAACACAACUGAUCUGUAAGUUGUUACGGUCCAGGGAGGCAGCUGCGGCUGUGGACGUCAGGACAUGGCCCCCCAUUCUGGACACAGACGAUUUGCCAAAGAAGCGGCCGGCCCAGAUCUACAAGCCGUCCAACCCCGACACGCUGGCCUACCUGGACUUCAGCGUGUCGACGACCGGGAUGCUAGCGGGAGUGAAGAUGUGUCACGCAGCCACCAGUGCCUUCUGCCGAUCCAUUAAGCUGCAGUGCGAGCUCUACCCCUCUAGAGAAGUGGCCAUCUGCUUGGACCCCUACUGUGGACUUGGGUUUGUCCUGUGGUGCCUCUGCAGCGUGUACUCUGGACACCAGUCCAUCCUCAUCCCACCGUCAGAGCUGGAAACCAACCCUGCCUUGUGGCUGCUUGCUGUCAGUCAGUACAAAGUCCGCGAUACAUUCUGUUCCUACUCGGUGAUGGAGCUCUGUACCAAGGGGCUGGGCUCGCAGACAGAAUCUCUCAAGGCACGAGGACUGGACUUGUCCCGCGUGCGGACGUGUGUGGUAGUCGCCGAGGAGCGGCCUCGAAUAGCACUCACCCAGUCCUUCUCGAAGCUGUUCAAGGACCUGGGUCUCCACCCACGGGCUGUCAGCACCUCGUUUGGCUGCCGCGUGAACCUGGCGAUUUGCUUGCAGGGGACCUCGGGACCUGAUCCAACCACUGUCUAUGUUGACAUGAGAGCCCUGAGACAUGACAGGGUCCGCUUGGUAGAGAGAGGGUCCCCUCACAGCUUGCCGCUGAUGGAAUCUGGAAAAAUCCUGCCGGGGGUUCGGAUCAUAAUCGCCAAUCCAGAAACAAAAGGGCCACUGGGAGACUCACACUUGGGUGAGAUCUGGGUCCACAGUGCCCACAAUGCCAGUGGCUACUUCACCAUCUACGGGGAUGAAUCCUUGCAGUCAGACCACUUCAGCUCGAGGCUGAGCUUUGGGGACACCCAGACUGUGUGGGCGCGGACGGGCUACUUGGGCUUCCUGCGGAGAACAGAGCUCACAGAUGCCAAUGGAGAGCGCCACGAUGCCCUGUACGUGGUGGGGGCCCUGGAUGAGGCCAUGGAGCUACGCGGGAUGAGGUACCACCCCAUAGACAUUGAGACCUCUGUCAUCAGAGCCCACAAAAGCGUCACCGAAUGCGCCGUGUUCACCUGGACAAACUUGCUGGUGGUGGUGGUGGAGCUGGACGGGUCAGAACAGGAGGCGCUGGACCUGGUCCCCCUGGUCACAAACGUGGUGCUGGAGGAGCACUACCUAGUGGUGGGCGUGGUGGUGGUGGUGGACGUAGGCGUGAUCCCCAUCAACUCCCGGGGCGAGAAGCAGCGCAUGCACCUGCGAGACGGCUUCCUGGCCGACCAGCUCGACCCCAUCUACGUGGCCUACAACAUGUAGCCGGGCCCGGCCCCCAUGCCAGUGCGUUCCUCGGUGUCGCUCAAAUGUGGACGCCAAGGCGAUGUCUGCGGGACGGAGCCUGUGUCACAGGCGGAGCGCAGGGGACUUCCCAUGGCGGUCCUGGUUGACAUGAUGGAGCAAACGUGACCCGCCACCGAGCUUCGCUCAGGGGACCUCACGUCACUGCCUUCAGUUUGGUGGAAAAGCCCAUUUGGAAACUUUUCUUUCUUUCUUUGUUUUUUGUUGUUGUUUUUUUUUAUUAAUUAUUGGAUAAGUGCUUUCUUCGUAAAUGUGGUAUUUUGUUAAGCCAAAAUAGCAAUUAAACAAUAUUCUGCCCUCCAGGUGGGUUCCUUUAAACAAUUUAUGUAGUGUGACAAAGAAUUGUUUUCUCUGUUUUAAUGUGUCAUGAAACCUUAACAACAACAUGGACCUGUUCCUAAUCUAAGCCAUGGUUCGGUCUCACCCUUCUAGGAAAGUCUGUUGAGGUACGAAACCUUCCAAAUAGCAGCUUCCUGUUAGAUCCUAGCAGCUUCUGUCAGAAAUGUGCUGAAGAAACAGAGGCUCGCACGUGGCCUCUGAUAUUAGCAUAGAAGGAGAAGAAACUAUAAAUAAGGUGUAUUUCGGCAAUUAUCUUGCAGAUAUCUUUGUACUAAACUAAAAAGAUGAAAUAAGUUAACUUCUUCGUAUGUAAUUAUGUACAAAACGUUUAAUUUAUUUUGAUCUCUCUAGAAGUAUAAAAGAGAAGAACAUUCAAGAGUAUUAAAAUCUUGUAAUGUUUGCUAAUAUAAAAAGUGUUGUAUCAUCUUGCGUGGAUAGUAUCACAACAAGUAUAUAUAUAUGAAAUGUAAAUUCACUAAUGAACAAAGGAGAUUUAAAGUCUAACGCGCAGACCCUGUCACUUGCAUGGCGUCCCCCCCACUGUACUGUAGAUAAGAGACUCUCACACCCACUCUGCUGAUGGGAGCAACCAGAUGGCAAGGAGCCCAGUUUCAGCGUUUCUUCCAGAACCAGAGACCAGCGAGUGACAUUCUUGUAGAUCAUCUCAAAGGCGGUGAGGGGUCUGAGGCGGUAGUGCAUGUCCCCCUUCGCUGUGGGGGUUACACGACAAUGGAAUGAGUAGUGUGUGCUCACUGCCUUGAGCCCACUCGGGGAGGCUAGAGGCCCACAGCACUGCUCCCUUAGCUGCACAGUGUUUUUUUAUCCUUUUUGUUAGUGUCACCCUUUUUGGUCCUUGGUAUGAAAAGAAAUGAUAUUCUGCAGCCACCUGAACCAAUUGCAUUGAGUCCCCUCAGCUGGCCACCGUGUGGAGAGGACAGUGUCCAGGACAGCUUUAAGGGAAGAGACUCACAGGAGACAGUCACCUGGGCCAGCCCUUGGGUUCCCCAGCCCAUGUGAGCAAACCCCACAGGGAACCCCACAGCCACUGGCAGGAGCAAGAAAGCCUCACAGCUGCCUUCAUCUAGCCACCUGUGGAUGACACGUUCCUGAUGCCCAUCUGUCACAGCCACCGCAGCCUCACGGGCCCCAUUUCCAGAGCUCGUCUGCACAGUCCUUGCCUGAGCCGGCGUCUGUGUCCCGCCAGGAGCAGGUGCCAGCUCUGCGAGCGUCAUCUGUUUUGUGACUGUCCCAGUGUGAGCCUGCAGGGGCCCCCGAGGCUCCAUGUGAAUGACCAAGAUGGCAGCUGGGCAGAACCAGGCUGUCUCACCGCACAUGGGCGAGGUCUGACCUGCCUUUGCUGACACACAGGCACCAAGCCCUUUGGUGAAAGUUUUGUUUGACUUCUGAGAUCCAAGUCUAAUUGUUUUCUCAAAACUUUAAGUGGCGUAUUUUUUUAGUUUGUCUGCAUGAGGGGUGCACCCUUCCAUGUCCACGAAUCACUGGGCUUUUACAAUAUUGUUUGACUUCAUCACCGCGGGUGACCAUUUCCCUACUUGCCUCAGAUACACAUUCCUGCACCCGCCUGCUUCCGACGGGCAAGCCCACCACACACCGAAGAGACGCGUUCUUACAUGCCCGCUGGGUUUGGGGGGCUCCAGGGUUUCAGGGGAGGCAAUGAGUAGGAGACAUGAUUGCAGGGUCGGAAACAGCAAGUCAUGUGUCACUCCCAACGUGACCCUCACCUCCCCGUGUCAGCACCCCAGGCCAGAUGGGGCGGUGUCAGUGACUUCCUGUCACCUCUGCUGUUGGAGUUGAGGUCCAAAGAGUGGGGGACUGGGGUCAAAGCUCUGUCACGCAAGAAAGAGGCAAGGAGACACUUUCCACCAUUUCAGCAAUAAAGAAGGAUCGUUCUGUAGAUAACUCGUUCACGGGAAUGUCACCAAUGUUUGUCUUGUGACCCUCGUGUGCUUUUGAAGUCAGACAAAUCCGCUUGAUCAGCUCGCACGAAGGAGGGCACAUACGAACAUUGAAACACAGACCUGACCCAACAGGGCGGCUUCCUCAUGGUGCUUGUUUAUUAUAGAUACCUAACCCUGCUUGACACUUUACCCCGGAGACCGUCCCUUUUAUCAGUUGAAUGUUAGCAGCGUUAUUUCAUAGUGUGGUGACUGGUUAGGGAAGUUCAUGUACUGGACCAGUCAUGGUUUCACACAGUUUUUAUGUGCAAAGGACGGCAACCUUCUCGUAUGUUGAACCACCAGUAAGCUUUGUACAUCUGUGAUAACGCCUGUUUUAUAUUCAAAUGAACAAAUAAAAGCUUUUAUUUUUGUUGCUCUGAAAA